AUGAGUUGGGGACUCAAAGCCACAGUAACAUCAGCCGCCUCAUUGGCCGGUAUCGCUCUUUUGGCUCUGUCCAUUGGCAUGCCAAUCCUCAUGAACGACAUUGCUCUUCUUGAGAUCGAGGCUCAGCUCGAACAUCAAACCUACAUGGACAUGUCCAACACUAUGUGGUCCGAACUCAUGGAACAAGACAAAGUUAUCCGCCACGCUCGUGCCGCUGCUCCAGUUGUUCAACGUGACAGAAGACAAUGUAAGUAACUCAAAACGAAACAUAAAAUACCUUCUUCAGACGACUCCGCCGCCAGCAGUGGCCCCAGUGAACAAAAGUCCGAACAAAAACCAAACAGCUGCCCAGCCGGCCCCAAGGGGCCACCAGGACCAAAGGGUGAAGACGGUAUGCCAGGUAUGGACGGACAAGCCGGUCUUCCAGGCCUCGGUGUUGGAGCCGACGACAACCCAUACGGCGUCACCCAAUCCAGCUCAUGCCAACCAUGCCCCGCCGGACCACCUGGUCUGCCCGGCUACAAAGGAAAGCGCGGAGGCCGCGGAGAGAAGGGCGCCAAGGGAGAGCCAGGAUUGGCCGGCCGCGACGGUAUGGAAGGCGAAGAAGGACCAGAAGGUGAACUCGGCUACCAAGGCGACCAAGGACCACAAGGAGAUAAGGGUACCCCAGGAGAGGACGGAAUCGGCUACGCCAAGGGACCAGCCGGACCAAAGGGAGAGCCAGGUAUGCCCGGUUUGGAAGGAGACGAAGGUCUACCAGGAGAACGUGGUGAUGACAUGCCACCAGGCUCACAAGGUCUUCCAGGACCUCAAGGUCCACCCGGUGAGCCAGGAAAGGACGGUGUUGCUGGACUUUCCGGAGCCGGUGGUACUCCAGGAGCUGACGCCGAGUACUGCCCAUGCCCAGAACGCGGCUCUGGCGGAAACGCCGGCCCAUCUGAGGCUGCCGCUAGCCACGGACCAUCCGGAAAUGCCGGUGGAGCCUACGAUAAUCCAGCCGCCGCCGCCGCUGCUCCAGAACAACCAGCCGCCAAGGAGCCUGCUGCUGCUGAACCAACUGCUCCAGCUGCCGCUUCACCACCCCCAUCGGGUGAAGAGACUGCACCACCAGCCUCGUCAUAUGAUGGUUCGGCUUCAGCCGCUCCAGCUGAGCCUGUCAUCAGCACUCCACAGAACACUCCAGCUUCGGCUAACAACGCCGACUACCAACGCGCUGUCGCUUCGAGACGGUUCGCUGCCUACUCCAAGCUGGCUCAUGCCGCUUCUCUUCGUCGUCGUCAUCUUUAA
Molecule: messenger RNA, 1287 nt
Organism: Bursaphelenchus okinawaensis
Lineage: Eukaryota; Metazoa; Nematoda; Chromadorea; Rhabditida; Aphelenchoididae
Source: the annotation of a GenBank genome assembly